Messenger RNA from Punica granatum (pomegranate), 1797 nucleotides. NCBI's taxonomy places the organism in Eukaryota, Viridiplantae, Streptophyta, Magnoliopsida, Myrtales, Lythraceae. The record is from RefSeq and is a predicted model, not a curated record.
CCAACAGACAUAUAUCAAACCUCAAACCAUCAGAGCCUCUCGUCACCUCAACAACGAAGCCUUCUUCUUCUUCUUCUUCUUCUUCCCUCUCUCUCCUUCCUCUGUUUCCUCGUCCACUGUCUGUUCUCUGCUCCAUUAAUCAUCUGAUUCAGUCCUGAGACAUUCAGCCAUGACUGUCGAGGUCGAGGUCAAGUCCGAGGAAACAACCCAGGUGGCGGAAGUCGUGGUUCCUCAGGACGACCAGCAGCAGCAGCAGCAGGAGGCCAGUGACAAGAAGCUGUCUGCGGCUGUUGGGGAAGAACGGGAGGCUGAAGCAGAUGCGGAGGCGCAGAAGGAGAAUGGAGAUGUCCCCUGCGAGUCUCCGUCGCCGAACAUUGUCGAGAAGAGCUCCUCCUUCAAGGAGGAGAGCAACCACCCCGCCGAUCUCAAAGGGUCGGAGCGGAAGGCCCUGAAUGAGCUCAAGUCGAAGCUCGAGGAAGCCAUCGCGGCGGAAACCCUCUUCAAAAAGGGGGAAGAGGAGGCUGCGGAGGCGGUGGCAGAGGAGGAGAAGGGGGAAGUCUCCCUCUGGGGAGUGCCGCUUUCGCCGAGCAAGGGCUCGGAGGGCACCGACGUGGUCCUGCUGAAGUUCCUGAGAGCCCGGGAUUUCAAGGUCGCCGACGCGUUUGAGAUGCUGAAGAAGACCCUGCAGUGGAGGAGAGACUCCAAGAUCGACGCGAUCCUCGGCGAGGACGUGGCUCCCGAGCUCGCCCCGGCAGCUUACCUGGACGGGACCGAUCGGGAAGGCCACCCCGUGUGCUACAACAUCUACGGAGUCUUCGGCGACGAGGAGAUGUACCAGAAGACGUUCGGGAGCGAGGAGAAGAAGGAGAGGUUCCUGAGGUGGAGGGUCCAGCUGAUGGAGAAGGGAAUCGAGAAGCUCGACCUGAGGCCCGGCGGAGUCUUGUCGUUGCUUCAGAUUAAUGACCUGAAGAACGCCCCCGGACCGACCAAGAAGGAUCUCCGGGCCGCAACAAAGGAGGCUGUUAAUCUCCUACAGGACAAUUAUCCCGAGCUUGUCGCCAGAAACAUAUUCAUUAAUGUUCCAUUCUGGUACUACGCGAUCCAUUCCCUCCUGUCCCCGUUCCUGACUCAGAGGACGAAGAGCAAGUUCGUUUUCGCCCGCCCUGCCAGAGCUACUGAUACGCUUCUUAAGUACAUUCCUGCAGAGGAGAUCCCGGUUCGAUACGGGGGCUUUAAGAGGGAGAAUGACUUGGAGUUCUCGAGCAAGGACGGUGCUGUUUCUGAACUCUCAGUCAAGCCUGGAUCUACUGAAACCAUCGAAAUUCCCAUCUAUGAGGUUGGGAGUACAUUGAUAUGGGACUUGACUGUCCUGGGCUGGGAAGUGAACUACAAGGAGGAAUUCGUGCCGGCGGACGAAGGGUCGUACACCAUCAUAGUGCAGAAGGGAAAGAGAAUGAGCGGGAAUGAAGGUCCCCUACGCAAUACCUUCCAGAACAACGAACCAGGGAAGGUCGUGCUCACAGUCGAGAAUGUCUCCAGCAAGAAGAAGAGGGUUCUUUACAGGCACCAGACCAAGAAGUGCAGCAGCUUCUGAGCGUGAAUUCUCUUAUCUAUCAAAGUUGGUGUGAAGUCUAUUAAAGUUGUUGACAUUCACUGAAGAUUCAUUAUUGAUUGAUUGUUAAGGGCCAUAGACUGUUUAUCAGUGGAUUUUUUGUAUUCAUUUGUUCAUUUUAUGGUUCUUCAAGCAUUUUGGAAGAUGGAUUUUGCAAUACAAUCGAUCGUCAUUUUCUUCCUUCA